This is a messenger RNA of Rhagoletis pomonella (apple maggot), 1676 nucleotides long. RefSeq names its product vacuolar protein sorting-associated protein 16B-like. Gene Ontology annotation, cellular component: cytoplasm. Lineage: Eukaryota; Metazoa; Arthropoda; Insecta; Diptera; Tephritidae. Bases 12 to 1442 code for a protein of 476 amino acids. Gene Ontology annotation, biological process: intracellular protein transport; vacuolar transport. The record is from RefSeq and is a predicted model, not a curated record. The transcript has a single exon.
GCCUUGUAUGGAUGCGCCUUGCAGCUGAUCUUAAAAAGAAUUUUUCUUAUUUAAAAACAAAACUGACAACUCUUGCAAAAAUGGACCAAUUUGAUAGCGAAAGUUACUGGAAUCGUUCGGCUAGCAGAGGAUUCAGCUUUGAUGACGACGAAAGUUCAUUAUGUGCAUCUGCUUCUGGCAGUAAUAUGAAUGUAAGCAACAUACUCAACGAUUACGACACUAUCUCCGAGGCAAGCUUUGAUAACAGUGUCACGGGUAGUGCUCUCAACCUGUCCAUAAAGUCUGUGAUAUCAGAGGAUACACUAAAGAAAUUGCUGCAGGAGCAAACCCUUGAUGACCGCAUUGUAUCGAAAGGCGUUGCGCCAGAAGAGGAGUUACGUUUGCUACGUAGACAAAUUCAAACUACGUUUUACAAUCCGUCACCCGAAGCAACGGCACACAAACUAUUGCUUGGCAAGAAUGCACCGUUGGAAGUGUUCAAAUCGCUGCACGAAAAAGAACAACUUCUCGACGCAGUGCUGAAGUGUGGAGGUGGCGAUGCGGUCAUUGGCGUGCUAUUAUUCCUCAAAAAAACGUUAAAUCGUUUAAACUUUCUCAAAAUUCUCGAGCAAAGACCGCAGGCUUUACAAUACUAUGUAAGCUACUUGCAGCAGCGUCAAAGUUCUGAAGCUGCAGAAGUUCUACAACACUUUGGCAAACACCAAGAUGCAGCGCUCCUACAAUUCAAAGCGGCAAUGUCUUGCAAAGAUCUGGUGCACCGAAAAAGGAAGUUGCAACAGCUACUCGACCAGUACAGUGGUGAUAAGAAUAUGGUCAGUGUAUAUUUACAACAAUUUCAAGCAGCAUUGAAAUUGUUGGAGUUUGUAGAGAAAGAAUGCAAUGUGCUUGAUAAUCUAGUAGAUAUGCACUCCACGCCUAUUGAAGUACUUUACCAAUGUUGCCGCAAGCACAACAACUGGAAAGAACAGGAUAUGACUCGAACCGUAUCACCGUUUCGGCUAAGUGCGGAUCUACAAAUUUCACCGGCUCAAUUGGAAUGGACUGCCUUGAAUGAGCGUGCCAAUGCACAAGCCUACGCUGAUCUAGAAAGUGUAUUCGAACGUAUUUCCGCUUGGAAUCCCAUGAAGACAAAACAAUUUCAUAUAAGUUUUUCAUUGGAACUGGCGAUUUUACGACUUUACUCACUGCAAGCACCCACAAGCGUAUUAUAUAUGUUUUUAACAAAAAUGAGCAACACAACAGAAAAAUUAGAGCUUGCCCAGCGCGUUAAGUGUGUGCGUGCGGUAAUUGAUGCCCUGACAGGCAUGAAGGAUGUAAAUCAGUUAACCCAACUUAAGGACACAUUACCGCAGCGAUCAGAAGAGCAAAUUUACUGUGAAAAGGCGCUAAAAAGUUUACAAACAAAGCGUUGGACUACGGAAAACAUAAAGUUGAAGUUGUAAAUGAGCUGGGUAAUGGGUCUUGGGGAAAGCAGCAAUAUUUUGGAUGUGUAGGACGCAUUAUCGAAUAUUUUUUGAAAAACUUUGUUAUAUGUAUACAAAUAAUUUGUUUUAAAGUAAGCAACUUCGCGUAGUAUUUACGGUAACUUCCUUUGUUACUCAUGUUUAUAUGUUAAUACAUAUAUGCAGGAAUAAGCAUCUGUCAAAAUAAUAAAAUUAUAGUUUAAAAAACUAAAA